AUGAAGACAUACGCCGUCGCUGCAGCCAUCCUCGCUGCCAUUGCCGCCCCCGUGUUGGCCCAGGACAUCACCACCUUGCCUGCAUGUGCUCAACAACCCCUCCUUGAAGGCAUCGGUGCUUCAGGAUGCCCGCUCACGGACAUUGCCUGCAUGUGCAAUAACCAGGCGUUCAUCGACAGCCUCUUGCAGCUGAUUCCCACGCUCUGUACUCCAGCCGAGUCCGACGAGGUCGUUGUCUUCGCCGAAAGCAUGUGCAUUGCUAACGGCGUCGAGCUGCACUUGCCCAGCAGCGCUUCCACCGAUUCUGGCUCUGUCACCGCGACAGCCACCGCCACUGCCACUCCCACCGAGACGGCCGUCUCUACAGCCUCCUCGGCCUCCUCGGCCACGGUCAGCGAGAGCAGUGUUUCCAGUGAGACCGUCGUUUCCAGCGAAACCAGUGCCGCUGCGACCACUUCUGCGGCAGCGGAGACUUCUGCUGAAGAAGAACCCGCGGCUACUUCGUCCAGUGAGGUUGCGCAGCAGACUGACAACGCUGCCGUGGCUAAUGGCGUCGGGUUGCCCGUGGUUGUCGCUGUCGCUGCUGGCUUGAUUGCUGCUCUCUGA
This is a messenger RNA of Fonsecaea monophora, 606 nucleotides long. RefSeq lists its product as hypothetical. The record is from RefSeq and is a predicted model, not a curated record. Bases 1 to 606 code for a protein of 201 amino acids. The transcript has 3 exons. Lineage: Eukaryota; Fungi; Ascomycota; Eurotiomycetes; Chaetothyriales; Herpotrichiellaceae.